Messenger RNA from Aspergillus calidoustus, 1959 nucleotides. The record is from the annotation of a GenBank genome assembly. NCBI's taxonomy places the organism in Eukaryota, Fungi, Ascomycota, Eurotiomycetes, Eurotiales, Aspergillaceae.
AUGGCGACUAAACAGAGUGAACAGAUUUCUGCCGAGCAAUUGGGUACCGCGACUGCGACGGGUAUCGACACGACGAGCGACAAGGGCGCGAGCCAUGAGCUUCAUUUCGCGAGACGCGGCGAAGCCCUUGCGGAGGCUUCGUCGUCGCAGGAGAGUAUUGAAGGCUACGACCCGGAAUUGAUGAGUGGUCGGACACUGCUCACGGCCGAGGAGGAAAAAAAGUUGCUGCGCAGGAUCGACUGGCGGCUCAUGAGCCUCUGCUCGCUGAUUUUCAUGUUCAAGAAUCUGGACAGCAAUAAUUUAUCCAAUGCCCGAAUCAUGAACAAGGGGACGGACCACAAUAUCAUGACGCAGCUUGGGAUGACGUCAGAUGAGUACAACCUGGUUACGGUCCUCUACUAUGUCCCUUAUAUCGUUUUGGAAGCGCCGUCGAAUCUGCUGCUAAAGCGCUUCUCCCCUUCGAAAUGGCAGUCCCGGAUUAUGAUUAGCUGGGGUACUUUUCUGCUGUGCAAUGUUGCUGCGAAGAACAAGGGUGGUAUUUAUGCCACGCGGUUUCUGCUGGGAGCGGCUGAGGCUGGCCAAUUCCCCGGUGUCAUCCUUCAAAUGACGUACUGGUAUCGCCCGGACGAGAUGUCUCUGCGAUUGCUCUAUUUUUAUAUUUGCGGAAACGUUUCGAACAUUUUUGGCGGCCUUCUCGCCUAUGGCUUUGACACUGUAUCUGGCGCGGCCGGACUAUCUGGAUGGCAAUGGUUAUUUCUCACCGAGGGCAUCGCAACUGUCAUCUUCGGCGUUGCUAUCUGGUUCCUGCUUCCUGACUUCCCCGAAACAGCCUCAUGGUUGACUGAGCGAGAGAAGAAAUUCAUCCAGGCUCGCCUCCCAUCCAACGCGCCUCGCGCCAACGAGCACAAUUUCAAACUCCGCGAAGUCAUCGACUCGCUCAAGGAUAUCCGGCUGUGGCUCUUCACCCUCAUCUGGGCGACCUUUACUGUCGGAACGGAUGGAGUGACAUUCUACCAGUCCACUGUGAUUGCUAACCUUGGUUUCACGACAAUCGCCCAAGCCCAACUCCUUAACCUCCCCAUCACCGCCACGGGUCUGAUCUUCAUUGCCAUCACAGGGGUCAUGGCAGACCGAAGCCGGAUCCCGCGCCCGCUGUACCCGUUGACCUUUCUUGUCAUCAUUAUCGUCUGCUACGGCGUGUUUGUCGCGUACCCGGGUACCGGUGCCGUGUACGCCGUCACGUUGAUCGGAAACGCACUAAAGGCCGGGUGGUAUCCGGUUAUGUGGUACGUUCCUCUUUCUCUUCCUCUUCCACCCUACCCCCGAUACGUUCCUCCCCAGACCACUACUAAGAAAUAUCCAUCCAGGCCCUGGCGCGUCCAAACAACCUCCCGCGCAACGGGCUCGGCCUUCUCAAUCGGCUUCGUCAACAGCUACGGGCAAAUCGGCGGCGCGAUUGGACCGCAGAUGUUCCGGAGCAAGUACGCGCCGCGGUACGUAGUUCCGUUUUCCGUGGCGAUGGGGCUACUGGGGCUUUGUGCGGCACUUACCCUCGUGACGUGGUAUGUGACUUGGGAGACGGAGCGCGAGACGCGCAGGCUGAAGCUGGCCAAGAUGGCGGCGGAGAAGAGGGGGGAGGUUAUUUUGGAGGAUGUGGUUGAUCGGGAUUUGAAGAGGAGGUGAGAUCCCAUUAGUGUGUAGGGAGGGGAAAAGGGAUGGGAUAGCCUUCAAAGGGCCUGGCUAGGUUGUAUGAUAGAAGAGAGAAGGACGUAUGGGGCGAAAUAAAAACGUCCGAUUCGAUUCGUGAUUGCGCCAUCCUGUUGGAGAUGACGGGGCAAACCCUCCGAGUACAUCAACACAGGACCUCGUCAUUACUCUCUCCUGACAUUUGACUUCAUGUGUUUCGUUUCUUAUGACUGUGCAUGGAGGAUACUGAAUUAUCGAAAUCUCUCUUUUCCA